ACUCGGAUCUUGACGGGGGGAUGUAGAGUUAUAUGUCUGUGAUUGUAAUUCGGUUUGCUUUUUUCCGUUAGCCAUAGUGCGGCAGAGAGGUGGACGCGCAUCCGGUCAGCUAUGGCACCUUUUGGACUGAAAGCCGUUGUCGGAGAAAAGAUAAUGAACGUUGUCAUCAAGAAGGCAAGAGAAAAAGGAAAAUGGAAAGUGCUUGUGGUGGACAAGCUAAGUAUGAGGACGAUUUCCUCCUGCUGCAAGAUGACAGACAUCAUGUCAGAGGGAAUCACCAUUGUAGAAGACAUAACCAAGCAGCGGGAGCCUCUGCCCAGCAUGGAGGCCAUCUAUCUGAUAACACCCUCAGAUGAGUCCGUUGAGGGUCUUAUUGAGGACUUCAGAGAUCCACGGUCUCCGAGGUAUAGAGCAGCCCAUGUCUUCUUCACUGACACAAUUCCAGACUCCAUGUUUGGACUCUUGACCAACUCUCGCGCCUCCAAAGCCAUGAAGGCUUUGACUGAGAUCCAUGUAGCCUUUCUGCCCUAUGAAUCUCAAGUUUUCUCCCUGGACAAAGUAGAUGCAUUUCAGGACUUCUACAGCCCUUUUAAAGCUGAUGUGAAGAGCAACAUGCUUGAAGGGUGUGCUGAACAGAUAGCAACCCUCUGUGCUACACUGAAAGAAUAUCCUGGAAUCCGAUACAGAGGAGAGUACAAAGACUGUGCCGUUCUGGCCCAAAUGCUACAGGACAAGCUGGAUGGCUACAAGGCUGAUGACCCCAGCAUGGGGGAGGGACCUGAUAAGUGUCGGAGUCAACUUAUCAUUCUGGACCGAGGAUUUGAUCCAGUGUCACCGCUUCUACAUGAGCUCACUCUUCAGGCAAUGGCCUACGACCUGCUUGGCAUUGAGAACGAUGUCUAUAGGUUUGAGACCAGUGGAAUGGGGGAGACUCGAACAAAAGAAGUGUUGCUGGAUGAAGAUGAUGACCUGUGGUUGACUCUGAGACAUAAACACAUUGCUGAAGUUUCAACGGCUGUGACUCGCUCUCUGAAAGAAUUUUCUGCCAGCAAAAAAAUGAACACAGGAGAAAAGACCACUUUGAAGGAACUGUCACAGAUGCUGAAGAAAAUGCCUCAGUAUCAAAAGGAACUAAGCAAAUAUUCAACCCACCUUCACCUGGCUGAAGAUUGUAUGAACCGCUACCAGGGAACGGUUGACAAACUCUGCCGUGUGGAACAGGACCUUGCAAUGGGCACUGAUGCAGAGGGUGAGAAGAUAAAAGAUCCCAUGAGGCUUAUCGUACCAAUCUUACUGGACACCAAUGUCAGCGUCUGUGACAAGAUUCGGAUCAUUCUGCUUUACAUCUUCCUCAAGAAUGGUGUGACAGAAGAAAACUUAUGUAAGUUGCUUCAGCAUGCCAGCAUCCCACCAGAGGACAGUGACAUAAUUUCCAACAUGGCACACAUGGGUGUGCCUAUCAUCUCUGAGGCCACCUCCAAGAAAACCAAAAAGCCUGAUCGUAAGGAGCGAAUCAGUGAGCAUACCUACCAACUCUCAAGAUGGACUCCUCUCAUCAAGGAUCUCAUUGAGGAUGCCAUUGAGGAUAAACUUGACACCAAGCAAUACCCAUACAUUUCCCAGAGACAGGCAUCAGCGAAAUCCAAUGCUCCAUCAAGUAGUGCCCGCUAUGGUAACUGGCACAAAAACCGGGGCCCCACAGAGGUGAAGACGGGGCCAAGGGUUAUUGUCUUCAUUGUUGGAGGAAUGACCUACAGUGAGAUGCGCUGUGUGUAUGAGGUCACCCAAGCCAAUGGCAAAUGGGAGGCCCUAAUUGGUUCCACCCACAUCCUUACACCUCCCAAAUACCUGAAGGAACUGCAGCACCCAGAUUUCAUGGACCCCAAUGCACCACCUGAGACCACCGGGGAGCAGUCACCCCAAUGAUACAUGGCGGAGCAACUGGAAAUGGUCACUCUUUCCUCAAUUUAAAAACCUCUAAAGGCUCAAAGAAGAAAGAAAACACUGAAGAGAAUUUUUGUAUUGCUUCGAAGCAGCCAAAUGGAUGGUUUCCCCACCUACAUCUACCCGCAGAUCUCUACAAAUACAAUAUUUAUACUCUCUAUGUUUCAUAUAAAGCACUUGCAAACCUUUUUUCUGUCAAUAAAUAUGAAUUGUGUUUGGUCAAAGUUAAUUUAGCUAGAAUAUAUUUUGUUUAUCUGUUUAUUUUAUUUGUUUGAUCAAUAAUUUAAUUUACUAUGCAGUGGUGUUUAUUUCUUAAUGUGAAAUAGUUUAGAUCUCGGAAUGAGGUUCAAAUGACAUCUCUUCAUCCACCAGCUGAUGUAACAUGUGGUUUUUUUCAGUGGAGAGGUGUUGAAUUAUUCUUGACAUAAAUGCUCUAGUUGACUUUACAGUGGUCAUAAAAGGAACCAACUAUGAGUUUAAAUACUAAACUAGAAAAUACUGCAGUUAAAUGUUGUUCAGCCAUCAAUUUUCUGAACCGCUUUAGUCCCCGCGGGGGUCGUGGGCGUGCUGGAGCCUAUCCCAGCCGUCAUCGGGUAGUAGGCGGGGGACACCCUGAACCGGUUGCCAGCCAAUCGCAGGGCACACAGAGACAAACAACCAUUUGCACUCGCACUCACACCUAGGGACAAUUUGGAGUCUUCAAUCGGCCUAGCAAGCAUGUUUUGGGGAUGUGGGAGGAAACCGGAGUGCCCGGAGAAAACCGACACGGGCCCGGGGAGAACAUGCAAACUCCGCACAGGGAGGGCCGGAGGUGGAAUUGAACCCGCAACCUCCUAACUGUGAGGCAGACAGGCUACCCAUUGCCCCACCGAGCCGCCCCAGUUAAAUGUUAUGUUGAUUCAAAAUACAUAUUUGGGUGGCCAUUUUCAUACAGAUACCAACUUUCGCUGUUAUGUUUCAUUCAUAUCAUUUUCAAGAAAGCUUGUGUAAGGGUUUUGUUUUUGACAAUUGAUGUUAUCGUCUUUCAUUUUCUCUGUUUUCCUGUUUCCUUGACUAUGUCAAUUGUAAUGCUUCUGAUGUCAGUAUUGUCUGUUUGUUUGUUUUCUAGAUACAAAAAGUCCUGAUGAAUAAUCUAGUUGAGGAAAAAAGCUAUCAUUAAAUCAAUGUUAGUAUAUUACUAUGGGUGUAACGAUUCAUCGAUACACAUCGAUUAAUCAAUAUAAUGCUCUACGAUUUAUCAAUGCUAAACGUAAAUAUUUAUUUAUAUCGCCGUGUUUGACCUCGGACAUUAGACGCGACUUUAUUUUGAAAUCCAGUUCGUUGUUGCUUGCUUCCUCUUUCCGGGAGCAGUGCGCGGCGUGUUGUGUUGUGAGCAGAGCAGGCACAUGAAAGGGGAGUCAACAACUAGUACGCGGCUCCUUGGCUGGUGCUAUGGCUAGUGUCCAAAAAGACGAGGAAAUUUGCUCCCCUUUAGGCUUCAAGUCAUUCGUUUGGAAGCACUUUGGAUUCCAAAGAAAAGAUGGCUCAACGGACAAGACACGAGCAGUUUGUAAAUCCUGCCAUGCGGUGAUCAAAUAUUCAGGGAGCACAAAUCUCGCCGCACAUUUAAAGAAAAAACACGACAUCAAAGUUCAGUGUUAAAAUAAGCACUUUGUAAUUUCCUAAAUAAAGAGUUUGCAGUACCUUGUUGAUUUUGCGUAUGAAUUGUUAUAAAUCAGGAUAUUGUUCUAUAUUUUUUAUUUAAAAAAAAAAUCGAUCGUAGAGCACUAUAUCGUGAUGUAUCGUGAAUGAAUCACAGCAGGCUUUAAGAUAUCGGCAAAUAUCGUAUCGUGUUUCUUUGUAUCUAUAUGAUAUCGUGUCGUAACAAAACCCGCGAUUUACACCCCUAUAUAUUACUGUAACGUCCCUCCCGUUUGGUGUGCAUAUUCAAUGUGACACUUUUUAGAUGCACGGUAUGAAUUAAAUACUUUAAAACUGA
Messenger RNA from Syngnathus typhle (broad-nosed pipefish), 3922 nucleotides. It is a transcript of the gene stxbp1b, whose product is annotated as syntaxin binding protein 1b. Gene Ontology annotation, molecular function: syntaxin binding. The transcript has 20 exons. The coding region runs from base 112 to 1926 and encodes 604 amino acids. NCBI's taxonomy places the organism in Eukaryota, Metazoa, Chordata, Actinopteri, Syngnathiformes, Syngnathidae. Gene Ontology annotation, cellular component: plasma membrane; secretory granule. The record is from RefSeq and is a predicted model, not a curated record. Gene Ontology annotation, biological process: vesicle-mediated transport; intracellular protein transport; neurotransmitter secretion.